Molecule: messenger RNA, 540 nt
Organism: Clavispora lusitaniae ATCC 42720
Lineage: Eukaryota; Fungi; Ascomycota; Pichiomycetes; Serinales; Metschnikowiaceae
Source: RefSeq, a predicted model, not a curated record
AUGCAUGUCGUCACGCAAGUCGGCUUUGGUGCCCACAAGCAAAAUCAAAAUGUCCUUGGGCGAGUGAUGCAACACUUCGGGAAUCCACUUCGACUUGACAUUCUGGAAGGAAGUAGGGCUGAUGACGGAAAAACAGCACAAGAAGAUUUCUGUUUGCGGAUACGACAACGGGCGCAAACGGUCGUACUCGGCCUGGCCCGCAGUGUCCCAAAGCCCAAGUUUUAUGGGCUCACCAUCGACCAUAACCGAAGCCGAGUAGUUGUCGAAAACAGUGGGGAUGUAAUCAUUGGGGAAAGUGUUGGUGGUGUACGAGAUCAAGAGACAGGUUUUGCCUACUCCUCCGUCGCCAACGACAACGGCUUUUAUGCUUCUCAUGGGGGGUUGGAAGAAAGUGAGUUUGCAAGGCCUGUAAAUAGUCCCAUCACCAGGAAAAAACCGCACGAAAAAGCGUGCGACACUGCUCCUGCAAGAAAGAUGCACACAGCCGGUAGAGAACGGCUAAAGCAUCGGACAAUGAAGUUGCGGCAGGAAACUCGUUAG